This is a messenger RNA of Brassicogethes aeneus, 717 nucleotides long. NCBI's taxonomy places the organism in Eukaryota, Metazoa, Arthropoda, Insecta, Coleoptera, Nitidulidae. The record is from the annotation of a GenBank genome assembly.
AUGAGUUUUACAAAUGAAGAUAUUUAUAAUUUAAUUAAAGAAGAAAACAAAUUAUUAAGAUCAGAGCUUUGCAAAGUAAAGCUUGAAAUAAAAAAUGAAAUAGAUAUUCUUAAAAAUAAAAAUAUAGAAUUGGAACAACAAGUAACUAAUUUACAAAACAAAAUUAGACAAAUUGAAAAAAAACAAAAGAAAUUUAACAUCAUUGUUUACGGCCUACCGGGGGAAGAAAAAGAAACUAGUGCCAAUUUCUUCAAACUUCUAGACGAUUGUUUUAGUAUUGGCUGUAGCAGUAAAGAUAUAAGAGAUAUUUAUAGAAUCGGAAAAAACACUGGCAAUCCUCAAAAACCUAGACCAGUUCUAUUAGAGCUCAUAAGCUACUCCUUGAAAGUGGAGAUCCUAAAGAAGGCAGCUGAUAAAAUUGAGACUCUCAAAACGAAGAACAUCUCAUUAACUCCCGACUUUGAGAGUGAAGAAUACCAGCAAAGGAAACUUCUUUACAAAUACUCGAAAGAAGCUAGGGAUAAAGGUCUUUCUACCAAAAUAUUAAAAGGAAAAAUUAUCAUCGACAAAAAAGAAUAUUCUUACGAAGAAUUACUUGCAAAAGAAAAAAAAACAAACUCAGCAAUAGAGGGACCUAGUUUACCGGAAGUUGUAGAGAAACCUAAAUUUAAUACCACCGGAACUGUGACUCUAAGAUCUAGAAACGUUAAAAAAUAA